This is a messenger RNA of Penicillium robsamsonii, 1218 nucleotides long. Its product is annotated as putative proline racemase. The coding region runs from base 1 to 1218 and encodes 405 amino acids. The record is from RefSeq and is a predicted model, not a curated record. Gene Ontology annotation, molecular function: hydro-lyase activity. The transcript has a single exon. NCBI's taxonomy places the organism in Eukaryota, Fungi, Ascomycota, Eurotiomycetes, Eurotiales, Aspergillaceae.
AUGGAAAUCCCACAACCCCUCCAAUCACCAGGCCCCAUCAGACCGAUAACUUGUGUCGAAAUGCACACGGCAGGCGAGCCGACACGAAUUAUUUGGAACGGUAUCCCACAUUUAACGGGUACACUCCUUGAACAACGAGCGCAAGCAAAAGCGCAGUUCGACGAAUUCCGCCGCGUUCUCAUGCUUGAACCGCGCGGCCACUACGACAUGUACGGCGCGAUCUUACGCCCAGAAACCGAGCUCGUAAGCUCGGGAAAAGCCCAUAUGGGCGUUCUGUUCAUGCACAAUGAAGGGUUCUCGACUAUGUGCGGACAUGCGACGAUCGCGCUGGGUCGGUUCCUCGUCGAUGUUGACGAGAAGGUGUUUCCUCAUCGCAAGGAAUUAAAAUACGAUUCCGUGUCCCAGACAACGACCCUUAACCUGCAUGUACCCUGCGGGGUGGUCGAGAUUACUGUUCCUACCCUGGUGUGUGGGAAGUCGGAUGCGUCGCGGCCUGUUUCGUUCGUGUCGGUGCCGUCGUUUGCUACGGCUAUCUCCUUGCAGGUCCCUGUGCCUGAGAAAUAUCGUUGGGCUGAGCUUCGUGGCAAGACUGCUGUUACGACGGACUUUGCUUAUGGGGGUGCGUACUAUUGUAUGAUUAGUGCCGAGGAAUUGGGAUUCCCUAGUGGUCUUGGUGAGGCCAAGUUGCAGGAUAUGGAUCGUGCGACGAAGUUGCUCAAGGAGGCGGUGGUUACAAAUCCAGAUUUGCAGUAUCUCACUCAGGAUAUUCGAACUGCCGAGGAAGGGUUCUUGUACGGUAUUAUGAUCACGGAUACCCGACUGGGGCAUGUUAGUGCCUCGGAAGGGACGGCAGCUGCUCGUGCGCAGCUCGAUGUUAGUAGCGAGGAGACAGGGCUCUGUUUCUUUGCAAACCAGCAGAUUGACCGAUCUCCUACUGGAAGCUGUGUUGCUGCGCGGGUGGCUCUCGCACAUGCCAAAGGAUCUCUGUCUGGGGGUGAGAAGAGGAUCUAUAACUCUCUAGUGACUCGUACAUAUAGAGGUCUUUCUGGGUUUGUUGGAUCUGUCUUUGAUGAUGCUGGCACAAGUGGAGGAGACCAGCAGAGUGUUCGCGUCCGCGUCGAGGGAUAUGCGUAUUAUACCGGAUAUCAUUCCUUUGUGGUAGAGAAGGAGGAUGGCCUUGGGGUGGAUGGAUUCUCUGUCAGGGAUAUUGCUUUUUAG